Molecule: messenger RNA, 6609 nt
Organism: Chiloscyllium plagiosum (whitespotted bambooshark)
Lineage: Eukaryota; Metazoa; Chordata; Chondrichthyes; Orectolobiformes; Hemiscylliidae
Gene: lmtkb
Product: lemur tail kinase 1 b
Biological process (GO): brain development; peptidyl-tyrosine autophosphorylation
Molecular function (GO): protein tyrosine kinase activity; ATP binding
Source: RefSeq, a predicted model, not a curated record
GCGCCGCCGAGGAGAAGAUGGCGCUGCGUGCCCGCGGGAGCCCGCACUGUGUGGAGAGUGCGCGCCGCCGGCCCACCUCUGCAUCGCUAGCUGCCAGCGAGCCGCGAGGAUGGAGUUCGGGCAGCGGGAGGACCCCAGCUUUGUCCAGGGGAGGCAGGAGGCACUGUUCCUCAGCCAUUCACUAGGCAGCUAGGCAGUAACUCAGCCACGGCUGCAACAGAGAACAGCAACAACAAAAAUCACACAUUCAUCAAUUGCUGUCAGAAAUUUGUUUAUCAUCAAGUUAAUUUUUUUCCUCUCUUAUCAGGCACUGUUUUUUGUUUUCUUUAAAAUAUAUCAUUUCUCUUAAUAAUAACCAUGUGGAGGAGCUUGCAUCUGAGGCUUGUUUGGCUUCUCUUAUGCUCAGGACUCUGCAAUCCUAGCCUGGCUUUCAGCUCUCAUUUCGACCCGGGCCAUUGGACAUCAGGGCAGCGAGGAGAUGGGAUGCCAAUUGGUGAACUCACGUGGUCCUCCUCACUUGCCGUGGUAGCCGUGUCCUUUUCCGGUCUCUUCACCUUUAUCUUCCUCAUGCUCGCCUGCCUCUGUUGCAAGAAAGGAGACAUCGGAUUUAAGGAGCCGAUUUCUGCAGUCAAACAUUUCAGCCAAAAGGAGUUUGAGAAUAAUGAGGGUGAGGAUUACACAGGGGAAUUCUCACCCCGCACCACUUCCUCAUCACAGAAUGGACCCGAGGUUUACAUCCUGCCACUCACAGAGGUAUCAUUUCCUGUGUCAAACCAGCCAGCUGCAAGACCAGGGCACUUCCUUCAUCAGACUGACUUGGGUCGUCAAAGCCUCCUCUACUUAAAAGAGGCAGGCAGCAGUUGGUUUGGAAAGGUGUUUCUUGGUGAGGUGAACAUCAACUUGAAUUGCUGCCAGGUGGUGGUGAAAGAGUUAAAAGCAGAAGCCAACAUUCAGGAGCAGAUGCGAUUCCUGGAGGAAGCCCAGCCUCACAGAAGCCUCCAGCAUCCCAAUCUGCUUCAGUGCCUAGCUCAGUUUACAGAGGUGACACCUUAUCUCCUUGUCAUGGAGUUCUGUCAGCUGGGUGACUUAAAGGGUUAUCUGAGGACACAUAAUGCAGCUGAUGAAUUGGCCCCUGACCCUUCAACUCUACAGCGAAUGGCUUGUGAGAUCACAUCAGGCCUACAGUAUUUACACAAACAUAAUUACAUACACAGUGACAUGGCCCUGCGAAACUGCUUACUGUCUGCAGACCUGACUGUGAAAAUAGGAGACUACGGACUUUCCCACAAUAAAUACAAGAAAGAUUACUUUGUAACUCCUGAUCAACUCUGGAUCCCACUACGCUGGAUUGCACCUGAGCUCAUCGAUGAUGUACAUGGGAAUCUGCUGGUGGUGGAUCAAACCAAGAUUAGUAAUAUCUGGUCCCUGGGUGUAACUUUAUGGGAACUGUUUGAGUUUGGUAACCAGCCGUAUCACCGGUGUUCAGAUAAGGAGGUGCUGACGUAUGCUAUUAAAGAGCAGCAGCUGAAACUGCCAAAACCCUUGCUGAACCUACCGCUCUCUGACCGAUGGUACGAGGUGAUGCAGUUCUGUUGGCUGCAACCAGACCAACGACCCACAGCAGAUGAGGUACAUCUGCUUCUCAGUUACCUUUGUGCAAAAGCAUCCAACGAGGCAGAGGAAGAGUUUGAGAAGCGUUGGAAUGCGAUGAAACCAAGUGGCUCCAGCACCAGCCACACAGCUGAGGCCUCAUCCUUUCCACUCCUGGAGCAGUUUGGAACCGAUGGCUUUCACACUGAGGUGGAUGAUGUGUUAACGGUGACUGAGACAAGUCAAGGCCUUAACUUUGAAUAUAAGUGGGACCACACUCAAAUGGACAACUUUCCGCCAUCUACGACUGGCCUGAGCCACGGCAGCAGCCAGUACCAAGAGAUCUACUUUCCUAACAGUGCAUCGGGAAGGCUGAGUUUGAGUGUCUCACCCGUCUCCUCCAACUCCUUCUAUGAAUCGAAGCAGCAGUCCAACAUGCCGCAGAAUCUGCAGCCUCCAGGCAUUGUGCCAGUGAUCAGUGCACACAGCCCUUCUGUAACCGGCGAAUACUACAUCCGGAUAGAGGAACCAACUGAGUGCAAUAUGGACCUGGACUAUACCAUGUGUUCCUAUAGCCCUGAGUAUGAUUCAAGCGUGCACAUGGAGUCAUCGUCUUGGCAAGGAUUACAAGGAAGGGACAACGUAGACGAUUGUGAGAACAGCCCAACUUUAUCCUUGACCAUGGAACCUCUUUUGGGUCAGGUAUCGUCAGCAACCCAAGAUUCCUGGGAAGACAGUCAAUACUUUAGCAAGAAUAAGAGCCAAUCGUACUACGAACAAUUCACAAUAGAUGAUGCUAAUCAAUAUUUGUUAGAGAAUUACUCUGAAAAUGGUAGCGACUGGAAAGUACAGAGUGCGGGAGAAAACAGUAGUGAGGAUCCUUUGGGAAUAUCUCCUGUGGUAACAAGUUCCUUCAGAGACUCCAGUGCCCUGCUUGUCACAUCUUACCACGAGCUGGAUGAAACUGGAUCAGAUAGAACUUUCCAAUCACCAGCUGCUGAAGUGUUCGAUUAUGCUGCACCUUCUGUAAAUACAGCGUUGCAUUCAGUUGAUGAUUUGGAAUCGGUGAAAAAGCUCAUAGUCGGUUACCCUUCACCAGCUGGACUGCCAUCCAGAAAGAGUACAACAUCAUCAUCGAGCACUGAAGAUGAAAACCACUUUCCCUCUGGGAUAAAAUCAUGGGAAUCCAGUAAUUUCCUAAAUAACAACAGGAUAGAUUUAACAAAACAGUCGCUUGAGCAGGUAGACGUUGGCAGAGAAUUAUUUCAAACGGAAUUUUCAGAACCAGACCUGCACAAGGUGGGAAAUGUUGAGCCUCUCUCUUUACUUCACACAGCAGACACACACAACUCCACAGUGAUUCCUUUGACAGAAACAGAGAAUGGGUCCUCUAAUUGGAAGGUAAAGUGCAAAGAAGUUGACUGGGAGAGUCAAAGUUUUGAUCAGUCACUCUCCACUGCUUUAUAUAAUAUUCCCCAGCAAGAGGAAAGUCAGAUUCUCAUUUCUGACAGAUUACAAUCUAUGAGAAGUGAAGACCUUGUAGACCCAUUACUUGGCCAGGUUGUGAAGAGCAGUGCCCUUGGUGCCUAUAGCAAUACCAGGAUCCAGACGGAGAGUGGUGAAGUGGAUUUACCUGGACCAGAUACAGACAGACCCAGUGAGAGUGAUCAAUUGGAUGUUAUUGUUCAAGAAACAAAUCAAUUAAAGAUUGAUAGAGAAGAGAUUCAUAAUCCAACCCAAUUGAGGAUUGAAAUAGAAGUCAGAGACAGCAAUGCCAUUCUUUCAGAAAUGGAAAUGGUCAGUGAUACGUACCAGGUGGAGACUGCAGUCAGGGAAUUCACAAGCUCUCCCCAGUUCGAUACAGCUGAUAAAAGUGACACUUGCUUUUCAUCUGAUGUGGAAUCAAAAGAGCUUGACAGCUCUCCAGUAAAGACACUUUCCAGUGUAAGCUUUGCUGGAACUGACGGCUGCAGCGAUGAGGAUGAAACAGAUAUCACAUCAGGAAUAUUUACAGACUUAACACAGGACUAUGAAAACAGUGAUCUCGUUCUCUCUCACAAAUCUCUGCAGAAACUUGUAGGGACUCCAGAUUCCCUCGAGUCUCUCGACAUCCCGUCGACAACGAGUUCCUGUGAAAUGUACAGCCCGACGUCACAUUACUCAUCGCUCCAACCAAAGGCUGCAGACAGUGGCUACGACACGGAGAACUUUGAAUCUCCCGAAUUUGUCUUGAAGGAACCGGUUGAACAGAAGGACCCUGAGCUGUUCACCAAAGUGAGCAAACCCAGUAAUGCUGCUGCGCUGAAGCUGGGCAGUGAUGGUGUUGAAAUGUUGCAAGACUCGGAGCCACAGUCCAUCAAUGAAAAGAAUCCCUACAGGGACUCGGCGUAUUUCUCAGACUACGAUGCUGAGUCCGAAAAAUAUCAAACCUUAGAUUCAGGGAAAGAUGACCUUGUGCAAGGUGAGAUUGAUCUGCUAGAACUAAAUGAAGGAGAUCUCACAGAGAGUCCUUUACAAGAUGUUGACUAUGUGUACUUGGGUUCUUCACAGACACACAACCAGACUGACCUGCAGCUAACUGAAAGCCCGGAGACUGCAGGGUCAAAUUUAGGGAAUGGCAAUUUGAUCCAAAGGUUACAUCGUGAUCCUGCAGAGGGCUUAGCGAGCUGUCAAAACGGCUGCUCUGAAGAGGUUUCUAUUCUCAUCGAAAAACAAAUGGACGCUGCACCCAAUAACCCAGAUGCAGUUGUAUUGGCAACAGCAGAACUCAAACUAGGAUCACAAUUCAGUAGUUCUGCAACAAGUGAGGGGUUUCACAAGCAGGACGUAGAACUUGAGAAUGAUGAGAAGGAGAUUCAAGCUGACGAUUUACUUUGUGAGCAGAUAUUAGAAGAAGCAGGUGGCUCCAAUUUGAAGAAAGGUGAGGGGUUUCUUCAAAGCAGCUACAAUUCAGAAAACCCUCUGAAGAAACAGGUAUCUUCACGUAAGAAAGGGUACCCUCACAAAACCUCAGGCUGCGUCUUUGACGGCACAGAAUUAAUACUGGAAGAACAAUUAACUGAGCAAUGUAGCGAGUCAGUUGGAAUUCAGUGCACUGACGUUGAGACAAGGAAAUUUCAAAUGUAUUCCUUGAACGUUGAAGAAAAGUUGGAGAGCUGCAUUGUUCCCAAAGUACAGUCAAUUCAGUUGUCAUUGGAGCUCCCUUUAUUAGACCUCAAGAAAGAACCCCGACAGGGCUUUGAGGGGGAAGAAGGAGAGGAAGAGGAUGAGGAUGAUGAUGAAAGUGAUGACUCCGAUGAAGAACUUGGCAUCUAUAACAUUCAGGAACACAGUGAAGAGAGCGAGGAAGAACUUCCCACUGUUCCCAUUAUUGUGACAGAGAAGGAUGAUGGGAAGAAUCUAAGAAGUCUUCUCAAGUUGCCGAAUUUGGUGUGUGAGACCUUUUGUGAUGAUCUUGACCGAAAGAAAAAAGUAGUGUCUUUCUACGAUGACGUCACUGUCUACCUUUUUGACCAGGAAAGUCCAACGGGUGAACUCAGUGAGCAGAACAUUCCAGAUGUUGACCCAACAUUUCAGCACCAUCCUGAAGAGUUGCAAAAUAAAGGGGCUGGUGUUUCCACGGCAACACAGAGGCAGAAUACUUCCAAACAUUCAUCGGAUGAGAAUGCCUCUGAAGAAAGUGGAGGCUUUGAGUGGGAUGAUGACUUUCCGUUGGUAUCGGUCCGGUCAUCGUUAGAGCCUGAAGGUUCCUCCUUGACAUCUGACCCUGCCUCGGCUGCUGUUCUGUCAGGGCUAGAACAAAGUCAGGUGCAGAAAACCCACUUCUCCCGCUUCACCAUCUCCCCGGCCACUGUCUCUCGGUUCUCAAUUACUCAUGUCUUGGACUCGGAAAUUGAGUCACUUGGAGAAAGCAUUGAGGAGGGUGAAAGGGAAUGACUCACACAUUGAGCCUGGACUGGAAUUCUAAUUUUUGGAAAAUAAAAAAGCAAACGGACAAGAUCUGACAGAACCGCAAAUGAAUGUUUCGCACUAUGACUUUAAUUGCUUUGAAUUGUUGGACAAUUUGAUUGCGAGUUUUUGGCUGCUAGCACAGGUGGACGCACUGUUACAAUGACCUUGUGGGGGUUAACGUUGCUGCGCAAUUCUCAAGUCUCCUCGGUGUGGUCUGGGCCCUCUCCCCUCUCCAGCCGGCCUGUAUUUAACCAGGAUUCCAAGGAUUUCGCUGCAAGCCGAUUUGGGGAUGGAGCAGACUCUGUCUGACAGGAAAUAUUUAUUAGACGGAGGAGACUGUUCAUGUCACAAGCCUACCACGGUGAGGAAAAAAGCUGAUCUUUCCAACACAGAGCAACUGUGAGGGUUUUCUGAAAAUAGACACUGCAGACUGUACCAAGCUCCAUUUGUAAUGAACCAUUUUUGCCAAUAAUGCCAUCUGCUUAUAGUCUCAUCUGCUCGGGCAUCAGAUAAGAAGUGUUUGGAUGAGGCUACUCAGUAUUCUUUGCCCACAUCCCAGUACAAAUGUUGUCCCAUUGAACAUGCCUCUCAGUAUUCAGUCCACAGUAUUUAGUGUUUCUGCCUCUCCGCGUUUGAUAUGGAAUAGUGUAGAAAAUCAGUUAAACUGCAAUCUCUAUACUAUUUUUGUAAAACCAUUCAGACUACUGAUGAAUAUAUUGUAAAUGUUGCCAAAGAGAUGUAAAAAAUGUGCAGCCCCUAGCUACAUUAGUUGCUACCUGUAUGGCUUUAAGCUGUCGUGUCACAGUACAAACUUUACAAAGGAGACGCUGAAUAUGUAGCAAUUUUUUGCCUCCAUCAUCAAGCUAUACAGACACAACAUUUAUUAUAUUAAAGAAAUGACCGGUUGCAUGAUGCCAGUGAGCAAGGCUGUCUUUGAAAUGUCACAGCUGUUAGUACUUUGUAUAACUGAUCAAUACGGGUCAUUACUGCUCUUCAGUGUUUUAUUUCCAUUUAGCUAGCAGCAUGUGGUUUAAAUCGCCAGACUAAUAAACUUUUUACAAUAUCUUA